Messenger RNA from Chilo suppressalis (striped riceborer), 10228 nucleotides. The record is from the annotation of a GenBank genome assembly. Lineage: Eukaryota; Metazoa; Arthropoda; Insecta; Lepidoptera; Crambidae.
GAACGCACAAACCGUGCUUGCCACAAAAAAGAAAAAAAUACAAGCGUCUGCUAAAAUGGCGGCCGCGGAGAUCCAAAUAGUAAAUCCUUCCAAUUUACAGAAAAUUGAAAGCUUCCUCAAUGAUCCUAGUUACAAAGAAAUUAUUGAAAAUUCAUCAACAUUCAAUUCAAGACUAUGUGCGGAAAGGAGGAUGCGAAUGCCCUUCAUCGACACCCAAACUGGGGUUGCACAAAGUCACUGCAAUCUAUUCAUGACAAGAAGACAACGGAUGCCCGGCGCGAAGGAGGGACAAGUUUAUACAUAUCCAGCACAAAGAUGGCGUAAAGCUCGGCGGCAAUAUCUGACUAUGUCGUCUACUCGGUGGGGUUGGAGCGGUGCAAUAGACACAGCUGAUAAUACUGGAGAAGGGGAGAACAGUUCUGGAGUGCCCGGUGAGGCUUUAGCGGGAGAAGAUAGUAGAGACGGUUCACAGACUGCGACUAAAGAUGACCCAAAGUAUUUCCAGGAGUGGUUCUACGACGAACUCGCGAUGGAAGAGAUGGAGACCGGCGAGGAGCCCGACCCGGAGUCAGACGAAGAUUACUUCCACGAUACGUACGCUAAUAGGCGCCGGCGACGUGGUGGGGCCGCCCCUACUGGCCCUGGGUCCAGAGGAGGACGGACCAGGAAGUCCCAGCCUGAUGAUACGCCCGCGAAACGGGGACGAGCGGGUCGUGGUAGAAAGCGGGCGUCUGCUCAAGGCGCUCUCCCUUACGAAGAGACCGGUGACUCGGAGAAACCCUUUGGCUGCGAACUGUGCGGAGCGAAAUACAAGACCCGUGCUGGCCUGACUUACCACUUCACGCAUACGCACAAGGAGCCUGCGGGGGGCGCCGGGGCGACGGGGCCCCCCGCUGCCGGCAGCGACGGGGACUCGCGCGACAGCCGCGCGGGCGCGCACACGCCCCCGGCCCCCGCGCCCCAGGGCUCCGCCCCUGCCGCGACCGGCCCCGCAGCCCCCGCCACAGAAUAUCAGGAUAGCUACGUCACGUUUCUCAAUAACCCAGCCGUAGGAGCCGCUGCGAGCGUCCCCGCACCCGCUCAACGUCGACCGUCACCGCCUCCGAGGCCGGCGUCCGCGGACACUUCGUCAUCGGAUUCUGCGCAUGCGCCACUAGUGCCGCCCGCGCCGCCCGUCGCUGGCCAGAGCAUCCCACCCGUACUUAUGAAGGAGCCUGACACUAAGGCGUCGCCGUCACCGUAUUGCGACUUCUGCCUCGGCGACGACCGAGAGAACAAGAAAACAGGAACUCCCGAAGAGUUGGUCAGCUGUUCCGACUGCGGACGAUCAGGUCACCCCACCUGCCUACAGUUCACUGCCAACAUGAUAGUGUCAGUGCGCAAGUACCGUUGGCAGUGCAUCGAGUGCAAGUGCUGUUCCGUCUGCGGGACCAGCGAUAACGACGACCAGUUGUUGUUCUGCGACGACUGCGACCGCGGCUACCACAUGUACUGCCUGGCGCCGCCUCUGGACACGCCGCCCGAGGGAUCGUGGGCCUGCGCGCUCUGUCUGCAGGAGUUCCACCGCAAGUGAGCAGAUUGUGAACGAAAGCGUGGCGAGAUGGAAUGUGACGUACGCGCGUCCGUGUACGAAAGUACCUUCGGUGUUUCUUGUCAUUCGGUUAUAAGAUAAGUGUACACUGAUUUCAUGUAAUUCGUUGCCAUAGACAUUAGAUUGCCGAGGCUGAGUACGGACUGACGUUCACGACCCAAUGUACAUUACUUUAAAGCUGUAAAUACGUGCUUUUAAAUCGCUGGACGGACUAUUACUUGAUCAAUUAAAAACCGUAGUUAGAAUAUUAUGAAAACAUCAUGGUAUUGAUCAUUUUUAAAUUAUAUCAAUAAUUGCCUCAGUGGUUUGUUUGAACAGUAAAAACUAUUGAAAUCGUGCCAUUAAAGAAAGGAAUCGAAAAUGACUACGCAAGAUAUUCUGUCUCACGCACACGUUACUGAGGAUAGCAUGUGCGAGAGGGACAGACUGUCUCAAUUCGUCAUUUUCGAUUCCUUUAUUUAAUGACAUGACUUAUAUGUGAAAUAGCUUUCUGAAAAUGGUACCUAAAUAAUUUAUGGGUAUUAUUAAUCGAUAAUGGCUUAAGUGCGUUCUAGAUAUUUGAUACAUUUACCCCAGUUAAGAUAUCAUAUUAAGCUUAUUAUUACCCUACAGUACGGCCAACAUAAAAAAACGAAACUGGUUUGUGUUUGACUACUGUCACGUCUUAUCUUUCUGAAAUCUAUUUUGAACCUUAUUGCUUUUGCUAUGAGACCUCGCGUUCGGGAUUUUAAGGUUUAAUUCUGUCCAUUAAUUUUUCAUAAUGAUCUAUUUUACUUAAAGAACUUUAAAGGAACGUUACGUAUAAAGUAGCUGUUUUUUAUGCCAGGUGGCACGUGCAUAUACUGGGUUUCAAUUCUUUUUCUCAGUAAUUACUUAAUGUGCAACAGUUUAAGGCAGUUGAUGCGACUAUUUUUUUUGUUUACGUGAAAUGUAUGUAUCUAUUGUAUUUCUCGAGCAAGACAAUAGCGGAUAGUUAAUCACUUCCUCGCCGGCGCGGUCGGACAACUGCCUGACGUCAAAAUGACUCUGUACUCAUCACAUAAUGUUUGAAAUGAAACUUCUUUACGGACGCGGUGUAUAUAUACAAUUUAUACAUAUAUAUGAGUGAUGUGUGCGCAACUCCGUUUCCCUAUGCCUUGUGCACCGCCUAAUAUUAGGUUAUUUAAGAAAAGAAGUUUCACUUCAGAUGUGUGGUCCUUGUACACAUUUUUUUUAUUAAGUGGAUAUGAAUUUACAGUUUUAUUGACUUAGUUUUAUUCUAAAGAAAAUGAUGCUUAUGUAAAAUAAAAAUAUGAUGGCUUAGUUUUUUUUUACAAAAAGCCAGUCUGUACUGGGCCUCUGUUGUUUCUGUGUAAAAGGCGGUUGAUGAUGCCAUGCUAUUGUCAAGAAACAUGGUUAAUAAAUCUGACAGCACGUUACGUAGGAUGGCAUGUGCGAGAGGGACAGAAUGUCUUACGUCGUCGAUUCCUUUCUUUAAAGACACGAGUUAUAUUCAUAGAGGUAUAAGAAUGGAGUGGGGAAGGCGGCUUUAAAAGUGUCCGUCUAGUAGAGAGAGAAAGAAGAUGAGACACCGCUAGCUAUCUCUCUCUCUUGUGACGCAUGCGCAGUCGUCUGUCCAAUAGUUGGUCCAAGCAUCACAUCGAAAUAGUAAGAUGCUUACGGUUGCCAAUGCGCAUGCGCGAUUAGAGAGAGAAAGCUAGCGGUCGCUCAUCUUCUUUCUCUAUUAGGGGGACACUUCCACUUGUAGUAGAGUGUAUAUCUCCCCUAUUCUAUUCUUAUACCUCUAUGGUUAUAUUAUAGGUCGUUAGCGAAUGGCAGAAGUCUUUAACUUUGACAAUUUUUUGUAAUUUAAUAUAAUAUAAUGUGUAACAAUUUUGUGAUACUGACUCUCAAUAUUAAAUAUUCGUAAUUUGAAAUUAUUCCAUCAACGUUUUUUGCAAUAAUAUGGCAGUAUCAACAGCCUUAUCGAAUAUUUCCAUACUGCAGGCGUGUUAAUAAAGCAUUCUUUCUACCUCUACCGGUGCUUGCUUAUAAAACUCUUUGAGAGCGGUGUGACGAUUUCUUAAUGGCUAUUAAACAUGUUUUGGAUGCUAAAGAUGAAAUAUACAUAUAUCACAUUGAUAAGUACGAUUUUUUUAAAUCUGUUGACGUAUAACUGUUUCUUUAAAGCGUUCUUUUCUUAAUAGACGACUUCUAUAGUACCUAAGUCAUAUUAAACAUAGAAGCACACAUAUUACCUCAAAACUUGAUUACCACGCAGGCCGUUAUCUGUCAAAUUCCUCAAACUGACUUUUUAAUCUUUAUCCUGUUACACAUAGGAUUCACAAUCGGUUGAGGUUUGAUACUUAGCGUUAACUUGUUGUGUUGCAAACUUAUUACCACAAGGCGAGAAGAUGCUUUCACGACACUUAUUAGUGUUCGUUACAGUAGGAAAUUUAAUGCAAAGUUAUAUUGACCUUUUGACUUGACUUGAUGCAGUAAUGAUAAAUUUCCGCGCUGAUAUGUGUACGUCAAUCUUAAAACUAUAACUCCGCACACCGAAGAAUUGUCAGAACAAGGGCUAUAGAAUCAAAGUAAUACUAUAGCGUUUGAGCGUCCACUCCCAUAAACAAAAGAUUUCCAAACAAAGUAUUACUCAACCAAAAAAUAUAAGUGGCGUUUUGGUAGGUUGCAUUCGACAUUAUAUCGCUUUUUGAUUCGGUAUCGUAAAGAUAACCAAGGUAUCCACAAUCCAUACCAAGGUAUCCAAUUUGAUGUUUUAUAUUUCGUACGCACGCUGAUCAUAGCAACAUAUAGUUGGCUCUUUUUUGGCAUAAGAGUCGACUUUACCCGUCUUAUUCCAAAACGCGAACUAAUGUUAGUCUUAGUUUAAACUAAGAUUUUAAACCCAAUGUUGUAACCGUCUUCCUUUAAGCAAAUAAAACUGGCAGCAAUCAUUUUUUGUCCAGGUUUAAUUUUACGUUUUGCAAUAAGACGGUAAGAGUUGAAUUUAAACUCUUUCUAUGCUUUAGACCUUGUUCUGAGGAAAAAAUUCUUUUGUUUUAGUUAUAUACGGGGAAAACCGUCCUUCUUUUGACGUCUGAAUUUAGCCACUGGAUAUUAAUGUAUCGUCACACCGCUAUACUAUUUCACCUUCAAAGAACCGGCAUUUUAUAUAUAACAAUGAACAAAUUGUUUUUUUUUAAGUUAGUCAUGAUUCUUUUAACUAAAAUGGCAUUUUUUUGUCGAGUGUUUUAGUUUCAAUAAGUAUUACAAUAAAACAUUGAGUAUUGAGUAUAGGUGCUAUUUAUUCAUUUCAUUUCUUAAGUUACAAAUUAUUUAUUAAUACAGUACACAAACACUUAUAUGAGACGGUCCACUUCAAUUAAUAAAGUUCUUGCUAACCAAAUAUACAUUUAACUAGAAUAAAUCAAGCCCAGGUAUCAGUAUGGAUUCUAAUCAGGGCCCGUAGAUAUAAAAACAAGCAGUUAAAUGCUUCAUUUUAAUUUAAACAUAUUUUGUACCAUUUUUAUUUUUACAAUUAUUUCGUUUUAAGAUUGUUUUUAACAUUAAAAUACAAAUUAUGUUCAAUGUUGCUAUUAUUAUAAAUCUCAUUUUUUGCAUUACAAAAGUCUCGUUACUCGUGUAAAAUGCCGGUUCGUACAUCCCUCAUACAUUAGCUUCUAUCACUGCAUUUAAAUCACGUUUCUAGGCAAAUGUGAAGUAUCAACUUUAUUAUAAGUACAUUAUGAUUAUAAUCUUAGUGGUUCUAUCAAUGUGAAACAUUGUUAAAAAAAAACUUGAUAAAUUUAAGAUCAUUUUUAUUUUUAUACUAACCUGAAAAUUUAUAUGCCUACUGUCAAGCAGCAUUCCAUUGACGAUAAUGAGAAAUUAGAAAGGAUUUUUGUCUUUUUUUAAUUUUAAUAAUUUUGCUGUGAAAUUAUUGCCAGUAUCCAAUUGUAACCGAUGCACAAUAUGCUGUCAUUGAGAUUACUCUUGUUAUAAAUUUUAAAAUGGUAAUAACAAUAUUAACCCCAUACCGGAUACGUACUGCGAAUUCCGUAACUAUUGCAGUUACUUGUUGUAGUAGAUUUUUAAGAGCGAUUUUUUACAAGAUUUAUCAGAUCGAUUUUAUAAUAUUUAAAAUUGAAAGAUGACAUCGUAUCUUUUAAGCUCAAUCUAUGAUUUUUUAAUAUUGCGUUAUUAAGUUUCGUAUUAUACUUUCAUAUCGCAAGCACAUUGUUUUAAUGUUGUAACAAUAAAAGAAAUUGUAAUGCUUGCGCUUCACUUGACUAUUCGUGUUGGAUAUUUGUAAACUUGACAUCAGUCCUUGUCCUUUUUAUUCCUUAUAAAGCAUUAUUCAUUAUCAUAAUGACAGAUUGUUUUCAAGUUUACGAAAAGCCAAGUUAAGUGCUGGUAUAAGGUAAAAAUAAUUGUGCUUGAAUAAACUCUGGCAAAUGUUUGUAAUGGUUAAGACAUACGUAACACUGUGGUAAGUGAUGCUGUGAUCAGUUUAGCAGGUUGUGAUGGUUAACACAGUUUUGUGCUUUCAUUUAGACAUAUAUUUUUCUCGUAGCUAUUAGUGAUUUGUACAGACAUGUGACAGGGCGAUUCGUCUUUAUAAUAAUUUUCUAAUAGUGGUUUAGUAAUUAACGCUGAAGUUUCCAUUGUUUGUAAUAUGUGUGGAAAUUUUUGACAAUCAGUUCGAGGUCAGAAGCGAUGAGAGCUAGCUACUAAAAAAAACAUCAGUGUAAUCUAGCAAAAUGGGGUAAUUAAUAGAAUAGAUUUAAAUUCUAUUUAGUCCCACAGUUACUAUUUAGAUUAAAAAAAAAUAAUAGGCACAUAUAUUUUCCUUUUGUCAAUCAAUCAAAAAAAAAAAUACAAAUUCAAGCGCGUCAAAGUUUAGUAGUGGCGGCUUGUGACGUCACAUCUAAGUAAAAAUUGUACCAAGACGUAAGAUCAUGCGAAAUUUCAAAUCAAUAUAUAAAGAAAAAAGAAAAAAUACGUGUCCAAUACCUUUUGAUAAUCUACCCGAAAGACGCCCAUAAAUAAAUUCAGAAUUGUUGAAGACGAGCCUUUGUCAAUUAAGUUAACUUUGUAAGUUUUAGCGGUUAUAACGGUAACGACAUCCGAAUUUCGCUUAUUUGUAUCUAUAUCGAACAAGUUUACAUGUCGUCGCGUGAAGGGCGCAUCAAUAAGUGUACGUGUUUUUAGAUCUCCAGAUCUUGUAUAAAUACUGUUCUUACGUCGGCUGUUUGUCACAUCGUUACGUGGUUUUGAUGGCAUUAUGUGUUUUAUGCUCUUUCACUAUAAAAUUGGUAUGUUAUUUAACAAGGUAUAUGUGGUAUCGCUUGAGUAAACAUCCAUAAUAUUUAAAAAUUCAAGUCUUAACAUCUUACCGUCGUAUUUAUAAACAAGAUUUAGUCAUUAGUUUUGCUUAAGUAAUGAUUUGGGUAACAUUUUUUAUUUCAUACUCAGGAAAUUGAUGAAGUUAUGACUCGAUUACACUUGGUCGGUAGCCCGUAUCCGGGUGCACAAAGACAUUACUCGAAUUCGGACACGGGAAGACGGUGUCGGGUAAACAAAAUGAAAACAAACCGAAUACGGGCGUACUCCAUUCCGUUUAUUUACACUGUCGUUUACCCGAAUUCCAUUGGCACUCGUAUUCGGGCUAACGGGCCAAGUGUAAUCGCGCCAUUAGAACUGUCAAAAAAUUAGAAUUAUUUUAAUUCAAAUGUUUUUUUUUAUUGGCACGAGUUCUAACCACUUGGUUAGUAAUAGUUACAAUUUUCGUUGUUUAGUAAACGUUGAGUACAAUGACUUGGUUACUUAGCAAUAAAGUAAUUGUUCUUGUUUAUAAAUACGACGGUUAGACUUUGGAUGUAGUUGUAACGGUAAGUAUUUUGGUAUACCUCACCGACACGGCCGUCAGGGCCGUACUAGCAUAAUAGUCAGUGCAUUCGCCCGGAUAGCGAAGGGUGCGGGUUCGAAUCCCGUCUGCUGCCUGGUGCGCGUGGAUUUAUUGUUUCUAGUAAAAUUUUCUUUAGAUUGUAACAUCUAGCAGUAAAAUGUUUAAAAAAUAACAAAUAAAACAUGAAUUAUAAUAAAUUCCCUUUUUUAUUAAAAUAUAAUAAUAAAUUCCCUUUUUUAUUAAAACAUAUUUAUUUUCUUGGAAUAAGUUAAUAGUACAGUCAUUUGGUGAGAAAUAUAGUGGUUACCUGGAAAGAUUCCGGGAGUUUUGAAAUUUGGUAUUUUUAUAAAUUUUGAGGUGCUCUUUCCGAAUUUCGACUUUGCCACCUCGUAUUUUUGCCGCUCGCACCGCCAUAUUGGAAAAAUGGCGCCUAAAAGCAGUUUUUUGACAAUAUCUCCUUUCCAACUCAUGUUACGAUAAAAACAGUUAAUACAAAAUGAAACUAGAGACAAUUGCCUACAAUUUAUGUAUCCACCUUUUUUUUCAUAAAGUCAAUAGUUUUGGCGUACGAGCGCCGUAAAGUGUACUCCAAGGCGCAUUUUGGCCAAAAACUCAUUUCCACACCAUCUAAGUGGCGCGUUUUUUUUAAUGUGGUAUCCCCAAUACAGCGUGUAAGUAAAGCUAAGAAUUUGGGACUGAUUAUAGAUGAGCACCUAAACUUCGAAAGCCACAUUGCUGAAUGCUCCCGUAUCUGUUUUUAUAGAUUGAAGCUAUUGUACAAAAUUAGGCCCUAUUUAUCUGAAGAGCUGAGAAUCAAGUUGUGUGAAAUGCUUGUUUUAUCUAAAUUGAAUUAUUGUGAAACAGUUUUUGGGCCCUGCCUCAUGUCUAGAUCAAAUAAGGUCAUCCAACGCGUACAGAACGCUUGUGUUCGGUUCUGUUUUUAUGUGCCUCCUCGUUUACAUGUGACUUCUUUCUUGAACGAUGCAAAACUGUUAAAAAUGGAGGCAAGGGUGAAACUUCAUCUGGCUACUCUAUUUUUUGAUGUGCUGGAGAAGGGAAGACCAAACUAUCUUUAUAAUAAACUUGUAUGGAUGCGUGAUAGGAGUAGAUACCCAGUAAGGCAGUAUGGGCAUGUCUUUGUAACAAUGAAGCACAGAAUAGCAGCGUUUCGUGGAUCCUUUAGAUUUGCAGCCACGAAAUGCUGGAACGACUUCCCGCCGCCAGUGCGUAAUUUGAAAACAAUUCAAACAUUUAGAAAACAUCUAAAAACACAUUUACUGCAUCUGCAAAGCUUGUUAUAGUAUCUACGACUCACUUUAGAGUUUUUCACUUCUAGUAAACUGGCUUGCGGGGUUGAUUCUGGUUGGUUGGCUUACACUUGUUUGGCCACAUCUCUGCGGAACACGCCAUCCACUCUGUUGUCGCCAUGCAUGUUCAGAUUGUUUUUUUAUAAUAUGCUAUCGUAUUUUCCGCAUGUUUUAUGUUAAUAUGAUAAUAUUUCAAUGAUAUAAUGUAUUAAUAGAUUCCACCUUUUUAUAUGUUAGUUUUUAUUGUGUUUAAUAUAUUUAGUUAUCAAUUUCGUCAACCUUAGGCCCUGCCAGAAUAUCAGCGCUGCAGCGGCCCUGGCGUCGCUGUGGCAUUAUGCUGAGGCAGGGACCUAGUUAGCCUUCUUUUUUUCUGUUAUUGCUUUUGUUUUGUGUAAUCCUAUUACAUAAGGCUAAUAAAAUUAUUUCUUGCAAUUCAAUGUGCUAAAAUUUAGAGUAUUCUCCUUCGCUUUGUUGUUCUCGAUGGACCAGGUGUUGCAAAUUUAUCGUCUAUAGUACCAAUCGAAACGUCACAGACCGGUAUUUCAUCUACAUCAUGGGUCUAUUAUAGCAUAAUAUAAUAUCUUUAGUCAGUAUAGUUUAAAUCUACUUAAAUUUUAUGACUCACAAAUAUAAUAAGUUGAAAAUAAAUGCCACAGGUUGCAUGAAUAAUGAGAAUGACCAAAGCGCGCGUUGGAGUACACUUUGCGGCGCUCGUACGCCAAAACUAUUGACUUAAUGAAAAAAAAGGUAGAUACAUAAAUUGUAGGCAAUUGUCUCUAGUUUCAUUUUGUAUUAACUGUUUUUAUCGUAAAAUGAGUUGGAAAGGAGAUAUUGUCAAAAAACUGCUUUUAGGCGCCAUUUUUCCAAUAUGGCGGCGCAAACGGCAAAAAUACGAGGUGGCAAAGUCGAAAUUCGGAAAGAGCACCUCAAGAUCUAUAAAAUUACCAAUUUUCAAAACUCCCGGAAAACUUUCCAGGUAAAACUACCAAAUGACUGUACUAUAACCGAAAAGAUCGAAAGAACUUAAUGUAAAAUUUGACAUUUCAAGCCUAAUUUAUAUUUAAGCAAUUAAAGAUAUCUCUUUUUUUAAGAAGUAAUUUAGAAUAAGCAGUGGUUAUAUUGAUCAAACUUCUCUAAGUAUAAGUAAGAAUGCCAGUAGCGAUGUGACUACAGCUUCUUUCAUGAAUGCUCUCGCCUGUUCUCUCCGCUGCGUACUUCUCUGUAAUAUUUCAGACGAUACUGCCGUAUUACACAUUAAUGACCUAUUGUAUUCUAAUGUACAGCUAAGCUUUUAAAUCUUAUGUUUAAGUAUGUUCUUGAGGUAUACGCGGUAUCGCCCGGAUAAUCAUCCUUAAUGAAUUUGUUAAAUACAUUGUAAAUUAAGAUUUCCAUCCUGUAUUGUGUCAUACUAAUUGUGGUGACGUAACAAAUAAAAUGGAA